AUGUCGACCAAUCGCCGCGGCGUAGGUCUAAACGCCUUCUCCAACGCCGCCAUCUCAUCCGAACAGUACGCCCGCCAUGGCCAAGCUCUACGCACCUCCCACGCAGAAGCCCUAGCAAACCAACUCUCCGUCUUCCAAGCAGCCCUGCACAAUUGCUCCCUCACCCAUGCCAAGGACAUCCGCUCCAACCCAACCUUCCGGGCGGAAUUUGCCAGAAUGUGUAAUGCUAUCGGCGUAGACCCUUUGGCAGGAAGCAAUGUGAGGGGUGCAGGUGGUGGCUCGGGCAAGGGCAGUGCGUGGGCGAAGAUGCUGGGUAGCAGUGUCAAUGACUUCUACUUCGAGCUUGGGGUGAGAGUGGUCGAGGUCUGUAGGGAGACGAGGGGUGAGAACGGAGGUAUGAUUGCCGUGUCUGAUGUGCAGAAGCGGGUGGCGAAGGGCAGGGCGGGUCUGGUUGGUGGGGGCAUGGAGGUCACCGAAGAUGAUAUUUUACGUGCCAUAGAGAGUCUGCAGCCGCUCGGUGGUAUGUUCAAAUUGACUGUCUUGGGGGGCAGCAAGUUCAUUCGCAGCGUGCCCAAGGAACUCAAUCCGGAUCAGGCGAAAGUGCUUGAAGUGAUCCAGAUCCUGGGACACGUUACUGUGUCUAUGCUUCAAGCGAAUCUGGAUUGGGAACGAGCUCGAGCGAUCACAGUUAUCGACGAUCUGGUUGCUGACAGCUUGGUCUGGGUUGACUCGCAAGCCGACGAGACCGAGUUCUGGAGUCCGGCAAGCAUGCAUGAGGGUGGGUGA
Recurvomyces mirabilis is the source of this 786-nucleotide messenger RNA. It is a transcript of the gene dot2, whose product is annotated as ESCRT II complex subunit Dot2. The transcript has a single exon. NCBI's taxonomy places the organism in Eukaryota, Fungi, Ascomycota, Dothideomycetes, Mycosphaerellales, Teratosphaeriaceae. Gene Ontology annotation, biological process: protein transport to vacuole involved in ubiquitin-dependent protein catabolic process via the multivesicular body sorting pathway. Gene Ontology annotation, cellular component: ESCRT II complex. The coding region runs from base 1 to 786 and encodes 261 amino acids. The record is from RefSeq and is a predicted model, not a curated record.